UUCACGAUGGAUUUGGAAGACACGAAGGAAAACAUUCAACCACUGCGUACGGGCAGGAACAUCGAACAACUGGAGUAUGCGUUGGAGUCGCCAGAGUGUUGGGAGGAGGAUCGAAAGAUGCACGAAGAAGCGAUCGAACAGUACGACGGAGACGAUCCGCUGUCCGUGUGGUUCGAAUAUGUGCAGUGGUUCGAACAGACCAACCCAAGCAACACGAAACCGGCCCUGAUGAACGAUGCCAUUCGCCGUUGUGUGGUAAAGUUCGAGAAUGAUCCGAGGUACAUGCAGGAUCGAAGAUUCAUUCAACUUUGCAUAAAAUACAUCGAUACCCAACCGAAACCGGAGGAUCUGUACAGCGAACUGUUCGCACGCGGCGUCGGUACACUGUGCGCGGAUCUGUACAUUGCCUGGGCCUACUACUACGAUGCCGCCGAUAAUUUUAGCAAAACGGAGGAAGUGUUCCAAAAGGGCCUGGCAGCCGGUGCACAGCCGAAGGAAGAACUGAAGCAGGCACAUACGGCUUUUGGAUUCUCGAUGUCACAACGUAUGCUGCAUAAGGACGAAGGCAGCAAACUGAAGUUCCAAGCAUCGCUCGCCGAACGACGCACGGCACUGACCUCUUUACGUACGACACGAAAGAAGCAUGUGGGCAGCAUUCGUACCGGGCUGGCCAUAAAAAGCGUUAAACCGGGCAUCGUGAACCAGGAGAACGUGCCCGUCAACCCGGGGGCUCGCAAUGCACCGGCUAGUGCUUUGGUGUUUACCGAUGAGCGCGAGGAAAGCGAUGCUGGUCCUUCGAUCGUGCAUCCCUUUUCCAGCGUGCACACGGAACCGGAAAACAUCAUCGAGGCGGCCCGUUUGGCAAAGUCACACCCGACAUCGGCACACAAGAAAUCGAGCGUUUUCGCCAAAUCCAUUGCCCCAUCGUUCAGCAUUCCGAUGGAUGAGGAAUCCAAGUUUGAACCAAUUCCACUGCUGGUGGAUAACUACAAUCGUGGAGUGCAGCUAUCGAGCAAAUUUCACAGCCGCAACAACACACAAACUCCGUUCGAUCUGAGCGUUUGUGUUGGCGAUCCGAACGAACGGGCUGUCCCGAGGUACGAUAAGAUCCGGCUCUACUGUAAAGCCGCCGAAAAGCAGGAAUAUUCGCCGGAUGAACUGCGCGCCUACCGGUACUAUGAGCGAAGACAGAUCAAGAACAAGCUCACGGAAACGUUGAACCGUGUCUGGGGUCGCGGAUUCGAGUAUGGUAUCCGCUUGCAUCCGCUGCAUCGACGCACUGCAACCGCGCAACCAGUUGCGCCGACAAAGAUACGAAAUCCUUCGAUCGACGAAUGUGAUCCCAACAUCAAAACGAGACUACAGGAGAUGUACGCAAACAGUGAGGAGGAAAAAUCGAUCGAGGAACUGCUGGUAGCGAAGUGGAUCGAAGGUAGAAUCCAGAGCGGCGUCGAUCGACGGUACCAUGACGACGUGUGCCCGGUUGAUAUGGACGAAACGCAUGUCGAAUCGAAACGCAUAUCUAUGGGUGUCGCGCGGUACAGCAUGGCACCGGCACUGGCCACGGGUGAGAAUGGUCAGCGUCCGAAAAUGCGCCAACGACAGUCCAUCUAUCCAUCGGGCCAUGUCCAGCUCGGACAGGUUGCAUCCUGUAUAACAGAAGAAGCAGAAGAUGAAAGUUAUCGUACGGAUAUCGAACGACAAACGGACCCCGAUAAACCGGAAUCCAUUUCCCGCAAGCGUAUCUCGAACGAGGAGCUUCAGCAGAAGGUUUGCAAACGGGAAGACACGAAACCGACACCGGCUAAGGGCAUUAUGCCGUAUGAUAGCGAGAUGAUGGAUCGUGCAGGGCCUGCCACACCACCCGUACCACUUGCCCCCCCGAAAAUCAACAUCUUCGUGGAAGAUGGCGAUGAAGAAGGUGGUGAAGGGGGUGAUAUGGUGGGCGCACCGAAAGCGACCGGAACCGAACGUGCUCCAGAGCAACCGUACUACCCGAACGAUUCCUGUUCGACACAAAUGUUUAAUUUCUUCGUCAAAAACAUUAGCACACCACUCGGUCCCAUGCGCAAACAGCCGCUAUUGGGUGGAGCGCAGGUCGCAGACGACAUAGCAGCGACUGGCGAUGGACCACGUGUCACUGCCAAGCGUAUGGUUGUGUAUGAAGAUGAUGAUAAACCCGCCCAGGAACGGGAGUCGGGAGAUGAGAAUAGUGGGGCUGAUGGUGGAAAAGCUCUGUCAACAUUGGGAGCUCCGGUUGCAGCCGGGCAAGUCAAUGAUGAAAAUGUCCCCCCGGUACUGGACAGCAUGACACCACCGUCUAUAUCCGGUUCUUCCGCUUGCAAUAGCACUCACAGCAACAAGCAGCUUUCAACCAUCAUGGAACGCACGGAAACGAGUACCGCGGGUUCGUCCUCUGCCACCAAAUCACCGCUUGAAUCGCAACCACUUUCCCCAGACACAAUCGACGCUGGGACACCGGCGGUUAAAUCAACCGACGAAGUACAGCGUGUUUCUCCCACACAACAACAACAAGGACGAGAGAGUGUCUUCAAGGUUCCUUAUCCAACGGAAGAACCACCGGCGACGGGUAAUCCGGUAGGGGUGUUCUGUAUACACGUGGACAGUACAGAAACGAUGGCCAACAUUCCGUUGCUGCUGAAGCGCGAUAUCCCUACGGGCCCGGCUGCUGCUGCUGCUGCUACUAAAGAAACUGCACCGGAUGCCGAUAAGGAGAAUCAACUGAUUGUACGUUCCAAUGCAGCAGUACCAAUACCUGCUCCACCAUCAUCGUCAGCGAGUGACGGUACGGGGGGCUUUUUUAACCUGGCCGAUGAUCCGACCUUCACCGGUCAGCGCAAUAUCUCGCAGAUGGUGCAGCGCGAUUUGGAGUUCAAUUCGAUGGCAUCGUUUCGUCUUGGGACGGAGCGUACAAACACCGUGCCACUUCCGCUUCUGAAGCCAUUUUCCGCGAUAGCCGCGACAAGUUCCGUUGCUAGCAAUGGCAGCGAAAAAUUGGCCCCAAAACCCAGUCCGUCUUCAGCGGAAAGUCAACCUCCGCCAAAGAAAAAUAGUUCUUUCUUAGAUCUGCUCGAUACGACGUUCUCACCCAAGCCGACCGCGCCCAAGGCGAUCGUUGGUACCAGUGGUAGUGGCACUUCCACACACCCACGAAGUUCGUUUAACUUGAGCGAUCUGAUGAAGACACCGGAACCGAAAGGAAAACCGGCAUCAUCGUCCGGCAGCGACGUUGAACUAAAGGAAGCUCCUUCCGUUGCUUGUGUGCCCUUGCAGAUGCUAUCUCCGGAUCCACUGAUGGUUCCGAUCAAGGUAGAAAACUCAAUCAAUCUGGACGUUAGUCUUGAGCUGCCAAAGUUCUCGAUAAAUUGUGCAGCUCCGAUAAAUCCUCAGCCACUCAUUAAGAUUGAUCUGGACGAGUUUCCCUCUCCAUUGCCACCGACGAUGUCUGCGGCAUCUGCGGGGCAACAAAAUGAUCGUGCUUCGAUGGGAGACAUCAAUACGGCCGUGUUCUCUCUGAACAUUAAUCGUCCUGCCAUGAACUCUACCAUCAUCAAGGAAGGCUUCAGGACGCCAUCACCCAAACAGCAGUCUGGCCUUAUCGUGGUACCAGCAGCACCGAUUGCCGUAUCCGGAGCCUCCUCGCUCGUCAUAGCGGAUGUGCGCGGUGGCAUUAGCACCGCUAGCGCGAGCCUUCUAAUGCCUCCACCGGCGAUUACAGGACCGUUCCCAUCUGAAUCGAAUUUCUGUGAGAACGAUGCCGAUCUCUCGAUCUAUCAUCCAAGGCCCGUGAUCUCACAGGAGGCAGAAAGGUGGGAGGAAGUGGAGGAAUGUCUAGUCGCACCGACCACUGGCAACGAGUAUCAGCGGAAGGCGAUCGAUAUGGAUUGCACGAUGCAGCAGAUAACUGCACACGUCGAGUCGGUUAAUGUCGAUCCAUUCGAUAAGCAGCUGCUGGAAGCGUUCCUCGAUCGGUUGGACUUUACGAGCUAUCUGGACGAUGUGGCCACCUGCACGACGGUUCACAAGGUGCAGCCACUAAAAAAGGCCGCCCGUAUCGAAGUAAACGAUGGCACAACGUUCGAAGUAUAUCACAAGAUAGGGCAAGGAACCUACGGUACGAUCUUUUGUGCUAAUCAGGUGGACACGGGGAAACAGUUCGCCUUGAAGCAGGAACGGCCAGCCAACCUGUGGGAGUACUACAUUUGUCUCGAGCUGCGUAGCCGCAUUACAAAUCCGGACAUCCUUCCUGGGUUUAUGUCGAUCGACUACGCCAUCAUUGGCAACAAUGCGAGCAUUUUUGUGUCGCCAUUUUCGCCCUACGGCAACCUACUGGACGUGUGCAACACGAUCCAUCAGGCUACGAACCGAAACGUGGACGAGUUCAUCGCGAUGAUACUCUCCGCACAGAUCCUGUCGAUCGUGGAUCAUCUACACAGCUGCCAGAUAAUACAUGCCGACAUCAAGCCGGACAACUUCCUCCUAAUGGCACCCAUCGACAUGGGCUCGGUAGUACCGUGCAUCCAGUUGAUCGACUUUGGGGUCAGCAUCGAUAUGAAGCUGUUCCAGGAGGACGUAAAGUUCAACAAGGUCAUCACUACGGAGGGUUUCACGUGCAUUGAGAUGAUGGAGAACCGACCGUGGACCUAUCAGCCGGAUCUGUACGGUGUAGCCGGCACGACACACGUGAUGCUGUUCGGCAAGUACAUGCAGGUACAGAAGCAGAUCGUCAAUUGGCAAAUUAAGAGCGCAAUGCCGCGCUACUUCAAAAAGGCCAUCUGGGAGAACUACUUUACGGCGCUGCUGAACAUUCGCGACUGUGACCAUCUGCCGAAUCUGCAACAGCUCCGUACCACCUUCCUGGAGGAGAUCGCCCAGAACGAGAAGUACAUUCGGAGCAAGGUGGUCGAGUUCAACCGUGCACUCGUAGCCGCUGGCAAAUGAUGAUCCGAAGGGGAGCGUAUGGUCAUGAGUAAGAAUGAAUAUUAUAUAUUUUGUUUAUCCUCAAUAAACUAAUGAUAUACUGGUAGCAUA
This is a messenger RNA of Anopheles aquasalis, 5052 nucleotides long. RefSeq names its product Bub1-related kinase (gene BubR1). Gene Ontology annotation, cellular component: nucleus. The record is from RefSeq and is a predicted model, not a curated record. Lineage: Eukaryota; Metazoa; Arthropoda; Insecta; Diptera; Culicidae. Gene Ontology annotation, biological process: meiotic sister chromatid cohesion, centromeric; protein phosphorylation; mitotic spindle assembly checkpoint signaling. Gene Ontology annotation, molecular function: protein kinase activity; ATP binding.